ACGUGGCUCUACAAUUGAUGAUGGAGUUCCCAUUCCUCUCCUUCCCAAUUCUUUUCACAUUCCUGCUCUUUCUGUCCAUGGUAUUCAAAAUAGUAUCUAAAACCCCAAAACUGCCUCCUGGACCAUGGAAGCUACCUCUAAUAGGAAACAUUCACCAAUUUGUGGGAACUCUACCCCAUCACUGCCUAAGAGAUUUGGCCAUGAAACAUGGACCUCUGAUGCACCUGCGACUUGGACAACUUUCUAUCGUUGUCAUUUCUUCAGCAAAAACUGCAAAAGAGGUGAUGAAAACACAUGACAUCGUCUUUGCUAGCAGACCUUUUAAUCUUUCUGUAAAUAUAAUAUCCAAGUAUGACAUUGCCCUCGCACCUUAUGGGGAUUACUGGAGACAACUUCGAAAACUUUGCAUAAUGGAGCUUUUAAGUGUCAAACGUGUCCAAUCAUUCCGACCCAUCAGGGAAGAAGAGACCUCAAAUUUGAUCAAAUCUAUUUCGAUGCAUACAGGAUCUCUAGUCAAUCUCAGUGAAAAGCUUUUGUCGUUGACAUAUAGCAUCACUGCAAAGGCAACCAUUGGUAAGAAAUUCCGCGGGCAAGAAGAAUUCAUAUCACUUAUCAAGGAAGCCAUAGUUGUAGCAGAAGGUUUCAAGGUUGCUGAUCUCUUUCCUUCGGUUAAAAUGCUUGCUUUGAUAACUGGGCUGAGGCCUAGACUUGAGAAGCUUCAUCAAAAACUUGAUAGGGUAUUUACCAACAUCAUUGAUGACCAUAAAGCCAGAAAGAUGGAAACACAGACCGAUGAUGGUGAAGCCAAUCAUGAAGACCUGGUAGAUGUUCUUCUAAAAGUUCAGGAGAAGGGUAACCUUGAGAUCCCCUUAACUAUGGCACACGCCAAGUCAGUUCUCUUGGACAUGUUCAGUGGCGGGAUUGAGACAUCAUCUACAACUUUAAUCUGGGCAAUGUCAGAAUUGCUGAAAAACUCAAGAGUUAUGGAAAAGGCACAAGCCGAGGUGAGACAGGUUUUAAGUGCAAAAGGAAAUAUUGUUAAUGAAGAUGACCUCCAUAAAUUGAGUUACUUAAAGUUAGUUAUCAAAGAAACUCUGAGAUUACACCCUCCUCUCCCUUUAUUACUGCCUAGAGAGAGCAGAGAGAGAUGUGAAAUCAAUGGAUAUGAGAUACCUGCUAAAAGCCAAGUCAUUGUCAAUAUAUGGGCAAUUAGUAGAGAUCCUGAAAAUUGGACUGAUCCAGAGAGUUUUCUUCCAGAAAGAUUCCUUGAUGGUUUAAUUGAUUACAAGGGGACUGAUUUUCAAUAUCUACCAUUUGGUGCUGGAAGGAGAAUAUGUCCUGGCAUGUUGUUCGGGGUAGCUAAUGUUGAGCUUCCACUUGCAAAUUUAUUGUAUCACUUUGACUGGAAACUUCCUGAGGGAGAGAAACAAGAAGAUCUAGACAUGACUGAGGCCUUCGGUGCAGCAGUAUGCAAGAAAAGAGAUCUGUGUGUGAUUCCUAUUGCUUAUAAUCCUUCAACUAGUGAAUAAGAUACUAAGACAAGAAGGUAGAUAGCAUUGGAUGGUCAUUAUUGAAUUUCCAAUUUUAGU
Molecule: messenger RNA, 1589 nt
Organism: Cornus florida
Lineage: Eukaryota; Viridiplantae; Streptophyta; Magnoliopsida; Cornales; Cornaceae
Product: desmethyl-deoxy-podophyllotoxin synthase-like
Exons: 2
Coding region: 18-1529 (503 amino acids)
Molecular function (GO): heme binding; iron ion binding; oxidoreductase activity, acting on paired donors, with incorporation or reduction of molecular oxygen
Source: RefSeq, a predicted model, not a curated record